This is a messenger RNA of Aspergillus pseudonomiae, 1446 nucleotides long. RefSeq lists its product as uncharacterized. The transcript has 4 exons. Lineage: Eukaryota; Fungi; Ascomycota; Eurotiomycetes; Eurotiales; Aspergillaceae. Bases 1 to 1446 code for a protein of 481 amino acids. The record is from RefSeq and is a predicted model, not a curated record.
AUGUCUCUCUAUCAAAAUCUCGCUCUCAAUGGCUCUUUUGCCUGGCAAGGCUUGCGCCAUCCAUUGGAUAUGUACUCAAGUCUUGGUCCUACGUUGAGCGAAGCUACCUUUGGCUUGUUGGGAUUCUCCUUUGAGCCGAGAAGAGAUAUUGGCGACCUCUCCGGGAAGGUCAUUUUUGUCACAGGAGGGAAUGCUGGUCUUGGAAAAGAGACCGUUCUUCAGCUUGCGCAACAUAACCCGUCCCGCAUAUACCUCGCCGCUCGAGAUGCCACUAAAGCUCGCGAGGCCAUCAGCUUGAUUCAUGACACUAUUUCCGCCUCCGUCGACAUCAGACAUAUUGAUCUUGAUUUGUCUUCUUUCCAGUCUAUACGCGAUGCUGCAGAGAAGUUUUGCUCGGAGUGUGACCGCUUGGAUAUCCUGAUCCUCAACGCCGGCACCAUGGCGAAUCCGCCAGAGCUUACAAAGGAAGGGUUCGAAAUUCAAUUCGGAACAAAUCAUAUUGGCCAUUUCCUGCUUACCAAACUGCUCCUCCCCACGCUAAAAAAAACCGCCGGAAGCCCCUCAUCAGAUGUAAGAAUAGUGACGUUGAGUUCCGUGGGGAGCCAUGCUGCUCCGUCCUUUGAUGUCAUGACCUCAACGUCUGCUCUCCUGGCCGUCCACACGCUAGUCCGUUAUAGCGCGUCCAAAGCUGCCAACAUCCUUUUCGCGUCGGAGCUUGCUCGCCGAUACCCAGAGAUUCUCUCGGUUUCUGUUCAUCCGGGUGCAGUGUCCAGCGAACUAUAUCGCCAUACCAGCGCGAUGAAUGCCGUCUCAAGAUUUGGGCUUAAUAUACUUUCUACUGUGUUUCGUAGUAUACGCACAGGAGCAAUGAAUCAGCUCUGGGCGGCCGGGACGGAGAGAGAGCAACUGGUCAACGGGGCUUACUAUGUCCCAAUCGGGGUGCGCGGCUCGAGCAGAUUCGCCGAUGAUGCAGACAUGGCACGAAAGCUCUGGGAAUGGACGGAGAAUCAGAUCGCCGAGAAAUCAGGCAAGGGCACUCCCCGCCGCAAGGUCAAGAAGGUCCACAAGUCCUCCGGCGCCGACGACAAGAAGCUCCAGGCUACCCUGAAGAAGAUGAACGUCCAGCCCAUCCAGGCCAUCGAGGAGGUCAACAUGUUCAAGGAAGACGGAAACGUCAUCCACUUCGGUGCUCCCAAGGUCCACGCCUCCGUCCCCUCCAACACCUUCGCUCUCUACGGUAACGGCGAAGAGAAGGAACUCACCGAGCUCGUCCCCGGUAUCCUGAACCAGCUUGGCCCCGACAGCCUCGCCUCCCUCCGCAAGCUCGCCGAGAGCUACCAGAACAUGCAGAAGAACCAGGCCGGCGCCGAGGGCAAGAAGGAUGAUGAUGAGGAUGAUAUCCCCGAUCUGGUUGAGGGCGAGAACUUCGAGAGCAAUGUCGAGUAA